This is a messenger RNA of Nezara viridula (southern green stink bug), 2691 nucleotides long. The record is from the annotation of a GenBank genome assembly. NCBI's taxonomy places the organism in Eukaryota, Metazoa, Arthropoda, Insecta, Hemiptera, Pentatomidae.
CAGUCAGCAAUUACACUUACAUAGUUAUGUAACUAUUAAUACAAAAUGUUAACAUGAUUUGAAUUACUCAUUUUGGACUCAAAAUACAUACAUUAAAUUUAUACAUAAACACAGUAUUAGAGAAGUAAAAAGACAUGGCUUUACGCUUAACUGUAAGACCUAUGAGUCAACCACCUAUUGCAAGAGAAACAGUUAAGAAAUGCAGAAAAUCAUUGAAAAAAAGUGGUGAUUCCUUAAAUCAUUCCUCAAAGAAAUUACGGUUGAUAAAAAACGAUAAGGAUACUAAUGGUCAAGACUUUUUUCGCGCAAUUUCUUAUGGUGAAGAUAAUGAUGAUGCUAAAUAUGAAAGAAAUAGAAAUGUUUUAACAAAUCAGAAAAAAAUGACUUCAUCAUAUAAUCCUGAUUUAAAAGUUCUAGGACCACAUAAAACUACUAUUAAUAAAAAUUUGUCAAUUGGUAAGUUAAUGGGGACGAGAUUGGAAUCAGAUAAGUUUUUAAAACCAAGAAAUACACAAUUUAUGGACAGCAAAAAUAUUAAUUUAAGCUGCUCUGGAGAAUCUGUAGAAUUGAUAGGCCUCGUUUUGGGAGUGUUCAAUAGACAUGAUGAUCCUUAUGGAUCAGCAAAAAUAUUUACGAAAUUUGCAGAAGAAGUUGACAUUAAAACAAAUAGGAAAAUAAGUGAUAUUUUAGAUACAACAGGUCCUAUUCCAGUAAAAGGACAACAAAAAGUGCUAUACAAAAUCGAUCCAAUGUAUCCAGCAACAGUUAUAGUAGGAAUAGGAGAUGAAUGUGCUUGUUACAAUGAAAAAGAAGAAAUAGAUGAAAUGAAAGAAAAUGUAAGAGAUGCUGCAGCCUUAGGAGUUAGGACACUACAAGAAUUAAAUAUGAAAACAAUAUUAGUUGAUAGUAUGGGGAGUGCAGAAGCAUCUGCUGAAGGAUCAGCCUUAGGUGUUUGGAGAUUCCAGGAACUUAAGAAUAUUAAAAAACAAAUCUUGAUUCCAAGAUUAGAACUUCAUGGGGAUUGUGAUUAUACAGCAUGGCAAAUAGGAUUACAAAAAGCAGCAGCUCAAAACUUAGCCAGGCAGCUUUGCGAAACGCCAGCAAACCUCUUGACACCCUUAGGGUUUGCACAGGCUGCAGUAGAAGUAUUAUCAAAAGCUGGUGUAAAUGUAGAAGUAAAAGGCAAAGAUUGGGCCAGAAUAAUGCAGAUGGGAGGAUUUCUAGCUGCAGCAAAAGGCUCAUGUGAAAAUCCUAUCUUUUUGGAAAUAAGUUAUUAUGGUUGUGAGCCAGAUGUCCAACCAGCUGUUUUAGUAGGGAAAGGAGUAACCUUUGAUAGUGGUGGUCUUUGUCUGAAGCACCCAUGUCAUGCACUCAAGUACAUGAGAGGCGACAUGGCAGGGGCAGCUUGUGUGGUUGCUGCAACAAGAGCUGCUGCCGCAUUACGUCUACCAAUAAACAUCAGAGGAUUAAUGCCAAUAUAUGAAAAUCUACCUGGAUCUUGUGCUAUGAAGCCAGGUGAUAUUAUUAGAGUUAAAAAUGGUAAAUCAGUUUUAAUACACAACACAGAUCAUGAUGGUCGUCUUUCAAUGGCCGAUGCCUUAUGCUAUUCGACAGAGUAUAAUCCAAAAUUUAUACUAGAUAUUGGUACAUUAAGUAAAGAAUUAUUAGAAUCUUUGGGACCUGCUGCGAGUGCUGCUUUUUCAAAUAAUGAUUCUCUCUUUCAAACUUUGAAAAAUGCUGCAGUUCACACUGGUGACAGGGUGUGGAGAUUACCGUUAUGGAAUCAUUUUUCAAACAAAGUAACUUUGACUCAAUCAGCAGAUGUCCAAGACAAAGCUGUUGAAACUGGUUUGGCUUGUACUUGUGCUGCAUUUUUAAAAGAAUUCAUUCCCCCAGUAGAUUGGUUACAUAUAGACACAUAUGCAACUGCAGUUUCAGAUGGACACACAGAACAAUAUCUCACCAAGGGAAUGUCAGGCCGUCCCACAAGAACUGUCGUUGAAUUUUUGGCACAACUAGCCUGUCAUUGUGAUGAUGAUGGCCCAGUAAAAGCUGAAAAACAAAACGAGUAAUGCAGUGACUAAGUUAUGUAAAUCUCGUGUCUUUUUGACUGUCCUAAUAACAUACAAAUAAAACCAAUAGCAAAAAGAAUUUUAUUAUUCUGAGAUAAUAUUAACAGUGCCCAUAUAUACUUAAAACCUAUUAAAGUUAAUAUAUUCAGUUUAUGAUUCUUUCUUAAGAAUUAUGCAAAUGUGACUCAUUUCAUUUCACCAUAAUGAAUUAUAAAUAUUUUUUCAUUAGAAUAGUCAAGUUUUGGUUUUCAACUUAUACUAAGGACAAAGUAAAUAUUAUUCAACAUACUAACUUAGCUGUUUUAUAAACUUAGAUAUUUUUUAUAUCUUACUAACAUAAUUUGGAGAAAGCAGAAAUCCUUGUAUAUCAAACAAUAGGUAAAAGGAACAGUUCAACAAAUUGGAUAAUUUUAAACCAAAGUAACUAUUUACUGUCAACUACAUCUAUUUGUAUGACUAACCAGUACACACUUCAAGCACACUUAAACCCGAAAUUCAAACAUCAUUGUCAGUUACCUAACUGGCUACCAGGUAAAAGAAGCAGUUCGUGAACGAACUGGUGAAACAAAUCCAACUUUCCAAAGCGAAUUUUCACUGAGAACUAUUGUUUAGUUAUUAA